AUCACACAGAAAUUUGCACACGCAGAAUAUAAAGUGAUUGCGCGUGUCGAUCGACCGCUCGUGUUAGCAAAUAAAGUAUAGAGCAGCGCAUCGCUGCCAACGUCCACCGGGAAAACAGUUCUACAAACAUUUUUCUGUAGCUGUUGUAAUAUGAGUCGCCGACGAGUGCAAGAUGGCGAUGUUGAUUAUGAUCAUCGCCGUAACAAACGGCGCCGUGUCUCUGAGAACCAAGAGAUCGAAGAUCGUCUGGAAUCUUUAAUAUUACGUGUGGGCGAGCGCAGUACAUCAUCUGUGGAGUCAAAUCUUGAAGGGCUAGUAUCUGUACUAGAGGCCGACUUAGGUACAUUCCGUUUGAAGAUUUUGCGCAUAUUAUCCGACUGUGCAGUUCUAAUGCCGGAAAAAUGUACCGUUUACACGACUCUUGUGGGUUUGCUUAAUGCAAAAAAUUACAAAUUCGGUGGUGAAUUUGUUGAUCAUAUGGUCAAAACGUUCAAGGAGUCGCUGAAGUUUUGCCGCUGGGAUGCAGCACGCUACUCUUUGCGCUUUCUUGCAGAUCUGGUAAACUGUCAUGUUAUCUCUGCCACCAGCCUGUUGCAGCUUCUUGACACGAUGAUUGACGUAUCCAAUGAGGACACGGUGCCACAAGUGCGGCGCGAUUGGUUUGUGUUUGCCGUGCUAUCGACAUUGCCUUGGGUGGGCCGCGACCUCUACGAAAAAAAGGAGUCUGCUCUCGAAUCACUGCUGUUACGCAUAGAGGUCUACCUUAAUAAGCGUUCUAAGAAACACCACAACGCGCUUCGCGUAUGGUCAUCAGACGCUCCGCACCCACAGGAAGAGUACCUGGACUGUCUAUGGGCGCAAAUACGAAAACUACGUCAAGACAACUGGGCCGAGAAGCACAUACCACGUCCGUACCUGGUCUUCGACUCCAUAUUGUGCGAGGCGCUGCAGCACAACCUACCACAAAUUGUGCCGCCAUCUCACCAUGAUUCCUUCGAAUAUCCUAUGCCUUGGGUGGUUUAUCGAAUGUUCGACUACACGGACUGUCCCGAUGGUCCGAAUUUACCCGGCGCUCACUCUAUCGAACGCUUUUUGAUCGAGGAGCAUCUGCACCACAUCAUCGAGAAGCAUCACCAGGAACGCAAGGACUGCGCUGCGCAACUGCUCAACUUUCCAUUUAAACACAAAAUACCGCUGGAGUACUGCAUCGUGGAAGUGAUUUUUGCCGAGCUCUUUCACAUGCCUACUCCCCGGUUUCUAGACAUUUGUUAUGGCUCCAUCUUGAUCGAACUCUGUAAGCUGCAGCCGGGCACUCUGCCUCAGGUUUUAGCACAGGCCACGGAGAUCCUCUUCAUGCGCAUCGACUCUAUGAACACAUCGUGCUUUGACCGCUUCGUUAACUGGUUCUCUUACCAUUUGAGCAAUUUUAAGUUUACAUGGUCUUGGGACGAGUGGGAUAGUUGCCUGCUGCUCGACGCCGAGCAUCCACGACCCAAAUUUAUACAAGAAGUUCUCCAAAAGUGUCUGCGCCUAUCGUAUCACCAACGCAUCGUUGAUAUGAUGCCUACUACCUAUGCGAGGUUGAUACCAGUGGACCCCCACGCCAACUACAAAUACGCCAGCGAUGAGGCAGCUAACCUGCCAGGCACUACUGUCGCUCAUCAGUUGGUUGUCGCUGUACGUCAGAAGUGUACGCCAGAGGAGGUGGUGAACAUUCUGAAGGAUAUACCCAGCAGUGGGUAUAGCGGAGAGGAGAUGUCGGAUGGCUCCUUCAAUGCGCUUAAGAUCGACGUAUUUGUCCAAACGCUGCUCAACUUAGGCUCGAAGUCAUUCUCGCACAGUUUUGCGGCUAUCUCCAAGUUUCAUGUUGUGUUUCGGGCGUUAGCUGAGACAGAAGAAGCGCAAAUAUGCAUACUGCACAACAUCUUCGAGCUGUGGUCGUCGCAUCAGCAGAUGAUGGUGGUGCUUAUUGACAAGCUGCUAAAGCUUCAGAUCGUCGACUGCUCGGCAGUGGCCACAUGGAUAUUCUCCAAGGAAAUGACUGGCGAGUUCACCAAAAUGUAUUUGUGGGAAAUCCUUCACCUGACAAUCAAAAAGAUGAACAAACAUGUCAUUAAGCUGACCACUGAACUUAAUGAUGCCAAGUAUAAAUUGUCCAAGGCGGAUUCAUCGUCAAGCGAAUCGGAUGAGGACACCCCACACAAACGGAAGAAGCCCAUUACGCACGCAGAUAAGCCGUCCGAGGAGGUGGUGGAGCGCAUGGAGGAGAAGCUCGAGGCAGCAAAUGUGAACCAAAAACGCCUGUUCCUAAUCGUCUUCCAGCGCUUCAUUAUGAUACUCUCCGAGCAUUUGCUGCGCUCGGACACAGAUGGUCGCGAUCCGGACACAGACUGGUAUCGUUGGACCAUAGGACGGUUGCAGCAAGUGUUCCUUAUGCACCACGAACAAGUGCAGAAAUACAGUAGCACGCUGGAAACCCUGCUUUUCACAUCCGAUCUGGACUCACACAUACUGGAGGUGUUCCAGCAGUUUGUCGCGCUUCGCGCCUAGAAAAAGUUGCUAACGGAGCACUGGGAUCACGUCAUGUGUGUGCUGUAUAUUACCUGUCUUUAUGGUUUUGGUUUUGUAAUUUUAUACAAUAAAUUGAUAUUUAUAAUUCGAUUCGGCAAAGGUGAAAAUUCCUUCGCCUGCAAAGAGGAGCCUCACUUGAUUAAAAUCAA
Scaptodrosophila lebanonensis is the source of this 2720-nucleotide messenger RNA. It is a transcript of the gene Cbp80, whose product is annotated as nuclear cap-binding protein subunit 1. Gene Ontology annotation, cellular component: nucleus; nuclear cap binding complex. Gene Ontology annotation, biological process: mRNA export from nucleus; nuclear-transcribed mRNA catabolic process, nonsense-mediated decay. Lineage: Eukaryota; Metazoa; Arthropoda; Insecta; Diptera; Drosophilidae. The transcript has 8 exons. The record is from RefSeq and is a predicted model, not a curated record. The coding region runs from base 151 to 2550 and encodes 799 amino acids. Gene Ontology annotation, molecular function: protein binding; mRNA binding; RNA cap binding.